This is a messenger RNA of Jatropha curcas, 1581 nucleotides long. It is a transcript of the gene GATA19, whose product is annotated as GATA transcription factor 19. Gene Ontology annotation, molecular function: zinc ion binding; sequence-specific DNA binding. Gene Ontology annotation, biological process: regulation of DNA-templated transcription. NCBI's taxonomy places the organism in Eukaryota, Viridiplantae, Streptophyta, Magnoliopsida, Malpighiales, Euphorbiaceae. The record is from RefSeq and is a predicted model, not a curated record.
GUAUAGUGUAGCACUACAAGUUACAAACACUAGUAGUACUUCACACACAUUUGCUCAUACCUUACCACAGCACUCACUGACUCAACUGACUCAGCUGAGUAUUAGUUUGUUUUUUUUUUUCCACCCUAUUCUGUUUUUUUGCUAUACAUGCAAUCUGGGUCCAUCUAAUGUCUACAUAAUAAUUAAUUCGUAUGUGUUAUAUAUACAUAUAGAGAGAGAGAGAGAGAUAUUAUAUGUAUUUGCAUUUGACGACAACGUGGACUGCAGCUGCUGACUGGUAUUUUACCCUUUUAUUAGCCUAUAAAGCUACCAGACAACGCUUCUCUUAUUCAAACACUAUAUUAUUACAAACUCCUCUUCUUGGGUUCACUAUCUGCCUAGUACAUAUUCUCUGAUCUCCUUAUCUUACCUUCCCAUAUAGGCUCAUAAUCCUUUCUUUACAAAUUCCAAAUUGAGUCUUGUUCGUUUUGGGGAGAAAAGCUGGUUAAAGAAUUUAAAGAAGAAGAAGAAAUUGAAAGAUAUGAUGCAUAGGUGUUGUAGUUCUCAAGGGAACAUGAUGGGUCAAUGUACAUGUGGUUUGUUUCAUAGCCAAAGCAAUUCUUUUACUAUGUUAUUUUCUAUGCCUAAUCAUCAUCACCACCAUAACAAUAUAUCUUUUGAUGAAACAGAUAUGUACCCUUUUGCUUCCUCUUCUGUUGAUUGCACUCUUUCUUUAGGAACUCCAUCUACUCGUUUAAGUAAGGAUGUUGAUGACAAAAGAAUCCGCCAUGAACGCCGCCCUAGUUCUUGCAUGUCUAACUUUUGCUGGGAUAUUCUGCAAACCAAAAAUACACCUUAUGCUACUCCACCGCCUAACAAAACUAGCCGUGGAAGCAAUUCUAGUAGCAAUAAUAACUCUUCCAAUAACGAUCCUCUCCUUGCUCGCCGAUGUGCUAACUGUGACACUACUUCUACUCCUCUUUGGAGAAAUGGUCCAAGAGGCCCCAAGUCACUUUGCAACGCAUGUGGAAUUCGGUUCAAGAAAGAAGAGAGAAGAGCAACAGCUGCCAAUGCAAAUAGUAACAGCAGCAAUGCAAGUGCAUCGUCAUCAUCAGGAACAAUGGACAAUCAGUACUACUCUAAUUACCAGAACAAUUCGUGGGUUCAAACCCAGAAAAUGCCAUGCUUUUCUCCUGCUAAUGAGUUCAGGUUCAUUGAGGACAGCGAUCGAGAUUCUGAUUCUGGCAUUCCUUUCCUUUCUUGGAGACUAAACGUCACAGACAGGCCUAGCCUUGUCCAUGACUUUACAAGAUAAAAAUUUCUUAAAAACAAAAAGAGUGAAAGAAAAGAAAACUAAAGAAAAACCAAAAGAAAAAGAAAAGCAAAGCUUGGUCAAGAUCAUGAAAAAUUUCAGUGACUGCAACGUAUAACGAUGGUGAUGUUGAAGAUGUUUGUGAUGUUGAUGGUCUUACUCUCAGUCUCGUAAAAUUCAAUUUUUUCCCCCUUUUUCUUCUUUGUUUGGUUUGUUUCCUUCUCUUUUCUUUUCUCCGUCUUACAUAGAUGGAGUGAAAACGGGAUAAUCCUAUGUUCUUAGUUGCUUUU